Messenger RNA from Salpingoeca rosetta, 6527 nucleotides. RefSeq lists its product as uncharacterized. The transcript has 18 exons. Gene Ontology annotation, molecular function: DNA-binding transcription factor activity, RNA polymerase II-specific; RNA polymerase II cis-regulatory region sequence-specific DNA binding. The coding region runs from base 37 to 6228 and encodes 2063 amino acids. The record is from RefSeq and is a predicted model, not a curated record. Gene Ontology annotation, biological process: regulation of transcription by RNA polymerase II. Gene Ontology annotation, cellular component: nucleus. NCBI's taxonomy places the organism in Eukaryota, Choanoflagellata, Craspedida, Salpingoecidae.
CACAGACAACUUCACAACACCAUAUAAUGUAGUGACAUGCGACCGCUGUGUACCACACACAUUCGAACACACACAAAAACCAACCACCUGCUCUUCUCUGGUGGUGCACCCACGAGGAGGAUGCAAACGCAGGAGGAGGAAGAUUUGGCGAUACUCCACCACAUCUGGAGGCCAACGCCAGAGAACCGGAAAGAGCUCGAGCGGAUCAAACCCAACAAAGGCCCCUGGUCGAAGAGCGAGGUGGAAACGCUGCACAACAACGUCAACCGAUUCCUGAAGGAGCAUGGCGCCAGCGACGCGUUGAGCGUACUCUACGGUGACCAGCAAGAGCUCAAGUCAGAGCUCCGCCGAGCAGUGUGUCACAACAUUCGCCGCACUGCGGUCUCCAUCUGCAGAUACCUCACCAGGGCGUACCCCAAAUACCCUCUGUUGCGGGAUAAACCCCUCACCCCUGAGGAGGAAGCGCAGCUGUGCCGCUUGGUCCAAACCCACGGUAAAGCAUGGGCGAAAAUCGCAUCCUCACUUGGACGUGACCCAAACUCUCUCAUGAGCUGUUACCAAAGGAUGACCCAAAUCACAACCCCGUUCACGGAGGAGGAGGACGCAAAACUCAUGGAGCUCUAUGCCAAGCACGGGCGCAAGUGGGUUUUGCUCGCGCAGCACUUCGACAAGAAGAGCCCAAGCCAUUGCAAGCAUCACAUCGAAUAUCUGUUGAAGCGACCCCAGUCGAAGGACACUGCCAGCGCCAAAGGCCAAGCAAAGCGUCCCUCAAAGGCAGCACGGCCGACAGUCACCCGCAAGAAGAAGCCCAAGACAGCAGAGGCCCAAGAGCACAGACGAAAGAAGCUGAGCGAGAUGCGCAAGGCCGGCACGCUGCCACCCGAAUUGCUGAAGCAGGAGCAGCUGAGGGAACAGCUUGAGGCAGAGCGCAAAAAGGCCCAGCUCAAAAUGGCGGAGGUGCAAGCGCGGAAGAAGCGGGGAGGGGAAGCACCAGGUUCGCUCGGGUAUCUGCGUCGACGAGACAAUUUUGCCGUCAUUGCAGCCAUUCAAGGCAUGGGCUGCGCCCGCUUCGACGACGUGGACUGGAAUGCUGUCUUCGACCACGUCAAAUGUGGUGACUCACCAGCUGACCUUAAGAAGCACAUGGGGCGCUACCUGUCCCUGGUUUCCACGGACACGCAAUCGUUUACAGAGCAGUUGCAAGCCGUGAAAGACAUGCUGAAGCAAACCUUGCCCUGGAGACAUAUCUUUUCAGUGAUCCGAGACCAGGGCACGCAACAUAUCAGUGACAUUGACUGGGAUGCGAUCGCACAACAGCUGCCCGGGAACACACCUCCAGAGCUACUUGAGUUUCGCUUUCGAACCUUGCUUCUCAAGAUUCCCAGGGAGGAACGGGACCAACCAACCAGCGCCGUCUUGACCUCGCUCUCCCUCGGACCACCUCAGCCCGCAGAAGUGGUGUCAAUAUGCCAGCGCGUCCAAGCAAUGAAUGUUGCGUCAUUGGAGGACGUGAACUGGGAUGAGAUCAAAGAGCGCAGUGGUUCCAAGCGAAGCUGUCUCAGCCUCAAGAUUGCUGUGGAAACAGCCCUUAGCAAAGCUUCUUCCCAGGAACAGACCUUGUCCUUUGAGCAGCAGUUGCAGCAAGCGAUUGAUGAUGCGCGCCCACCUGAGUGGCAUGUGUGCAUUGGCAUGAUGGCGCUACACGACAUGAACGUGACUUCGCUCGAUGACAUCAACUGGUCCGCCGUUCAGCAGCGCUGUCAAAUGACGAUAAACACGGGUCAUGUUAAGAGGUUUCUGGAUCAGCAACUGUCCAAGCUCUCGUCAGAGCAACAACAGCUGCCGCUUCAAGAUCAACUUGAAUUGCUGACAUCGAAGGCAAUUCUCAAAGGGCACGGUCUGAACAAACGGCGACAGGCCAUUGUGCUUCGCGCUCUGAAAGGCUUGGACGUUGAGUCUUUGGAAGCAGUGGACUGGGCAGCUGUGAAGGAGCGAAGCGGCGCGGAUGUUGAGCCUGAACGCCUGAGGGACUAUUUCGCGAGCAAGCUUGCUGUCUUGCCGCCCGAGCAGCAGCAGCUGCCAUUUCAAGACCAACUCGCAGUGUUGCGCGCAGGCUCAACCGUUGUCUCGAAGAAACACAGACGGAAACGAACACAGGCGCAGGUGCGCUGGGCGGCGUUCAAGGUGCUGCAAGGCAUGGAUGCUGAGUCCUUUGAAGCGAUUGACUGGGCUGCUGUGAAGGAGCAAAGCGGCGUGGAUGUUGAGCCUGAACGCCUGAAGAAGAUUGUGCUGCGGUACUUCCCAGGCAGAGCUCGCAGACUACCGUUCAGGCAGCAGCUGCAGUGGGUGAUGGCUCGAUCACUGGUGAAAAAUGUAGCGCCAGUGCAUCUUCGGAAGGCUCUUGCGGUCAUUGCGGACAUGGGUGUGUCAUCGCUGGACGAGGUUGAUUGGGACGAGGUGCAACAACGCAUUGGGACAAGCGCAUCCACUGCGAGAAACAUCAAGGCUCGAAUGACGCAUGCCCUGAGUGCGCUGCCGGCUGAGGCACAGUCUGAGCCACUUGAGCAGCAGCUAGAGCGAUUGAGAGUGCUAGCGGCGAGUACGCUGCGGCUGUCGUCGACACGUUCCCGCUGCAUAGCUGCGAUUGAGGAGCUUGGUGCUGCGUCGUUGGAAGCAGUGGACUGGGAAGCUGUGAAGGAGCAAAGUGGCGCGGAUGUUGAGCCUGAACGCCUGAGGGACUAUUUCGCGAGCAAGCUUGCUGUCUUGCCACCCGAGCAGCGGCUGCUGCCAUUCCAAGACCAACUCGCAGUGUUGAAGGUAGCCUCAGGGACACAGAGGGAACAGCGCACGCGAACAGUGACGCAGGUGCAACGCAGGGCAGCGUUCAAGGUGCUGCAAGGCAUGGAUGCUGAGUCUCUUGAAGCGAUUGACUGGACUGCUGUGAAGGAGCAAAGCGGCGUGGAUGUUGAGCCUGAACACUUGAAGGCGUCGUUUGCAUCCGAGUUUAGCGAACUUCCGCUCAGGUUGCAGGUACUCCCUUGCAACACGAAACUUCAAUGCUUGGCGUGCUGGUCGCUGCCCACAUCUCGAUUGGUGCCGUGGGCACACCUGAAACUAUUGAGAUUACUUCGCCGUCGAGCGCCCUCGUCUUUGGAUGACAUUGAUUGGCACCAAGUUGAGCGUGACGUGAAGCUGCCUUUUCCUGCUGAAUUCCUCAAGCACUACAUUCGCCAGCAAUUGGCUACACUGCCCCAAAAGCAGCGGGUUUUGUCAUUUGCUGGUCAGCUAGCAGCGUUGUACUCGCUGUACUCGCACCGUCCACUCACGCCGCAGGAGAGACAACGUGUUUGGGAGACAAUCAAGGACAUGGAUUGCUCAUUCUUGCACGAGGUGGACUGGGCGGAAGUUGUCACUCGGCUUCAGCUGCCUCAUCGUCCAAGCAGUCUGAAGAAGCUGAUGAUGACGCACGUGAAGCGUUUGACUCCCAACUUGAUCGAUCGUCCGCUUGCCGAGCUGUUGCCCAAGAUUAUGUCGGCUGUGCACCCCUUGGUUCUGUCCCAAGUCACUCGUGUCAUCUACAGUUCGGGUAUCACUUCGCUUGAGCAAGUGGACUGGAAGGCAGCGUCAGCCUCACAUGCAACUCCUGCCGACAGGCUGAAGGAAGCACUCAAGGAACAACUUGGAGAGCUUCCUGCCGAGUCGACAUCGUUGUCCUUUCGAGACAAGUUGAAAUUGCUGCUGGCCUUGUCUUCCCACCUGCACCGCCGGGAGAAAACGGACAUCAUUUUCUCGCUGCAAGAGCUUGGGUAUUCGUCAGUGGACGAGGUUGAUUGGAGCGUUGUGCAAGAAGCCUCUGGCGUCUUCCGAGCGCCAGAAACAAUCGAGGCACACGUGAAGCAACUUCUGCAGGGUGACAAUGAUGGCCACCAGUCGCUGUCGUUCCAAGAACAACUGCAGAAGCUGUUGCCAAGUCACGCACUGCGUGGAGAUCAACAACGUGCCGUUGCCCACUUCAUUCGUGAUUUCGGGUACAAGUCGCUGGAGGAGGUGGACUGGGAGGACAUCCAUGAACACGUCGGCUUUGAUUUCACCCCGACCGUCUUGAAGGCGCGAUUCUUGAAGGCGCUGAGGCCGUUCUCUGAACUCCCCACCUUUGAGGCCAUGCUUCAGGGGGUGCUUUCCGCACAGAAGGCGUCUCAUCUCAUCCGACCAAGCCUGUACAAGCGCCUGCUGCGUGUGUUAGCGGAGCUCGACUACUCAAACCUUUCGGACAUCAACUGGGACAUCGUCCAGGAGAAGAUGCAUACAUGUGUCCCCACAAGCCUCCUCAAGAAACACCUGGAAGUGGCGGUGCCAUCAACGUACGGCGACAGCAUUCCAUUGCCUCGAGACCUGGGCUGUUUGCGUCCGUCUAAGGCCCAACCGAAAUUGCGCAGGAAGAAAGCCAAGACGACGAGCACCAAUUUACGGAUGAGUCGUGCCACUCACCGCGCAGUUGUGUCUGCCGUGCAAAAGAUGGGUGCUUCGUCCCUUGAGCACGUGGACUGGGCUGCCGUCAAGCAGAAACUCCAGUUGGAGUAUUCUCCUAAUUUUCUCAAGAAACACGUGUCCCGGCGGCUUGGACGGCUGCCCAUCCAAAUUCAGUCAUUGCCGUUUCAAGAGCGCCUGGCCAUCAUUCAACCCCGGCUGGAGGAUGUGACACUGAAUGAUCUGGUGCUGAGUGACUCGGAGGACGAAGAUAGCGACAACGAAGGUGCGGGAGACGAAAGCAGCGACUCUGACGGCGACGAAGAUGACAUCGAAGCCCAUGAUCAUGAGGCAGAUGAUGCAGAGGAAGAGGAGGAGGAAGAAGAAGAAGAACAAAUGGGAGAAGAGGAAGAGGAAGAAUAUGUAGAGGAGGAGGAGGACAGUGGAAAAGAGGACAUGGAAGAGGACUGGGAGGCCUAUGAUGCAGAGGAAGCAGUGGACGAGGACGAAGACCAAGAAGAGGAAGAAUGGGAUGCCUCUGUUCAGGAUUCCGAUGGCCUCUCUGACGAGGAAGUUGUCGUGGAAGAAGUGGAGGUGGAUGAAGAUUUUGAGGCUGCCUCAGAUCAGGAUGAUGUCGAGUACGAGAUUGUUGAGGAAGAGGAAACCGAUGAUGAGCAUGCCAGCGCAGCUGGCUCUGACACCGCGUCCACAAGUGGAGUUCGUGCACAGUCAGUGUUGGCCGUGCCUGCCAGUUCUCAUGGGAGUGCGGAGAAGCGCCAUUCGUCAACCUCCCAGGCCCAGGCAUCAGACGCUGACUCUGUUCUGCUGUCCACGCCGACACCCGUGACUGUUGCCCCCGCCGACGCCUCCGCUGCACAUGAGCGAUCAUCGCCGCAGCAAAUCGGCGACAAAGAGCUGGCCCAAGAAGGGCACGAUGCGGUGGCCCGUGUAAGCGAUGAUGGUUCCGCCUCAGCUCCCACACGCACCAAGAAGAAGCACAGGAAGAAAAAGCACAAGAAGCAGGACAAGGAACACGGUGCCAGCAAUACUAGAGCUGGUGCUGGUGGUGGUAGUGGUGAUGAUGAUAAUGAUGAUGAUGUGGGUGUUGCUGAAGCGGCGCAACCAGCACAGAGUUCGCCCGACCAAGCCGGCAUAGCGCACAGCGAAGUCGACGUGCAGCAACCUGGCAGUGCAGGCUCCCCGUCAAAGAAGAGAAGAAAGAACAAGGCGAAGCACCGCAGCAAGCGCCGCAAGCUCGUCGACAGCGAUAGCGACGACACAGCGCAGGCGGCACAAGAGGCUGGCGAAGAUGUCGUGAUUGAGGCGGCGGUGGCCCCGGAUGCCGAUGGGUCUGGAGAUGGUGCAGAGGCAUCAGAAUCCGGCAAGACGGAGAAGGGAAGAAAGAAGACAAGGAAGAAGAGGAAGAACAAGAAGCACAGGAAAGACAAGCCGCUUGCCAGCGAUGAUGAUGUGAUGCCUGCGGUGGCGACACCCGAUGCAAGCGACUCAGUGCGGGAGCCGAUUUUGGAUGACCACGAGGAAGUGGAAGAAGAAGGCGCAGUGUCGGAGCGGCAGGUGGCCGUGGCGGCAGCUGGUGAAGCAAGGGAUCACGGUGAGGAAGCGACGACGAGCACGAAGAAACGGAAGAAGAGAAAGAAGAAGCACAAACGAAGCAAGAAACGUGUUGCAGGCGGCGAUGAUGGGCAUGGGUUGAGCGCGCAGAAACGGGCCAAGGGUGGCGCGGACUCUGACGCUGAAUAGCACUGAGAACAGCGAAGUGGAUGUGCCUCCCUUUGGGAUUUGCAUGUGUGUGUGUGUGUGUGUGUGUGUGUGUGUGUGUGUGCUUGCUGGUGCUGUCGUUUUUGCUUCAUCAGUCGUGAUGACGGGGUUUAGGUAGCUUGUUGAAUUCACCCACCCACAUGUAACAUGUUGGCUGAUAUUUGUGGUUGCUGUCAAGACGUGCAAUGACGCUUUACGAUGUGACAUGAUGUGACACGCGAUUUGAUGUGAUGUUAAAAGUAAACAGGCAGUGUCAUUGAGCAACAGAUAAAUAGCAGCCG